Molecule: messenger RNA, 2000 nt
Organism: Carcharodon carcharias (great white shark)
Lineage: Eukaryota; Metazoa; Chordata; Chondrichthyes; Lamniformes; Lamnidae
Product: zinc finger protein 239-like
Exons: 3
Coding region: 616-1638 (340 amino acids)
Source: RefSeq, a predicted model, not a curated record
GUCUGUUUUACCAUUCCGCUUCGGUGCGUUUGUUUAUUGGCGACCCGGCGAGGCCGGGUCAGCGUCGAUGAAGAAACCAGGAUCGUGUUUGAAAGGAUAUCAAUGCAGGUAUAGGAGCAUAGAAGCAGGAGGAGGCCAUUCUGUCCUUCGAGCCCGCUCCGCCAUUCUACUAGAUCAUGGCUGACCAGCCACCACCAUUUUCCCUCACUGUCCCCGUAUCCCUUGAUGUGAAUCACAGAAGGUCAGUGUGCAGGUACAGCAGGGUGUGACGAAGGGAGAAUUUGCAGAUGGAUUGUCCAAGAUUGGACCGAAUCGCUCGAUCCAUCGGGACCUGAAUAUCACCCUUUGAAUGUGGAAGGAGAGACGCUUGCCUGUUCUGUCUGUGGGAAAGGAUUUUGAACAUCGGUGUGACUGGAAAAGCACCGAGACACACGCACACACACACCCGAGUGAGAGUGUUUCCAGUGCACUGACUGUGGAAAGAGCUUUCACCACUUACACAGCCUGAAAGUACAUCACACUGUUCGCAGUGAGGAGAAACCGUGCACACCUUCGCUGUGUGGACGAGGCUUCAACUGAUCGUCCCACCUGGAGAGACACAGAGACCCCCGCACCAUGGAGAAACCGUGCAAGUGUGCGGACUGCGGGAAGGGAUUCAACUACCCGUCCCUGCUGGAAAUCCAUCGACGCGGCCACACGGGGGAGAGGCCGUUUGCCUGCUCCGAGUGCGGCAAGGGCUUCACCCAGUCUUCCCACCUGCUGACCCACCAGCGGGUCCACACCGGGGAGAGGCCCUUCAUCUGCUCCGCGUGCGGCAAGGGCUUCACCCGGCUGUCCAACCUGCUGACCCACCGGCGAGUCCACACCAGGGAGAGGCCGUUCACCUGCCCCGUGUGCGGGAAGGGGUUCACCCAGUCCUCCACCCUGCUGACCCACCAGCGGGUCCACACCAGGGAGAGGCCGUUCGCCUGCCCCAUGUGCGGGAAGGGGUUCACGAGCUUAGCCAACCUUCUGACCCACCAGCGCCUUCACAGCGGGGAGAGGCCGUUCUCCUGCUCCGAGUGCAGGAAGGGAUUCACCCAGCUAUCCCACCUCCUGACGCACCAGCGGGUUCACACUGGGGAGAGGCCGUUCACUUGCUCCGCCUGCGGGAAGGGAUUCAAAAGCUCAUCCAACCUGCUGACCCACCAGCGGGUUCACACCGGGGAGAGGCCAUUCGCCUGCUCCGAGUGCGGGAAGGGAUUCAGUCAGCUGUCCCACCUCCUGACCCACCAGCACGUUCACACCGGGGAGAAGCCAUUCACCUGCUCCGAGUGCGGGAAGGGAUUCGCCGUCUCCACCAGCCUGCAGGCACACCAGCGCACUCACGCCGACAAAUGCAAAUGCCCGGACUGUGGGAGGGCCUUCCAGAGCGCAAAAGAGCUGCUGGGUCACCGCCGCACCCACACCGGGGAGAGGCCGUUCGCUUGCUCCCUGUGCGGGAAGGGGUUCACUCACUCGACACACCUCCUCACGCACCAGCGAGUCCACAGCGGGGAGAGGCCCUUUACCUGCUCUGUGUGCGGGAAGGGGUUCACCCAGUCGUCCAACAUGCUGAGACACCAGCGAGCUCACGGGACUGCGGGGGCUGGACUAUAGAGUCGGCGAUUCAACACCUCAAGGCAGCUUCCCAUCCAAUCAUGGUUGAUCUCUAUCUGAACUCCAUCGGCACAGAAGGAGGUCAUUUGUCCCACCCGGUCCAUGCCGGUGUUUAUGCCCCAUUUGAGCUCUUUCCUCAUCUUAAAUCGAUUGUGGUAACCCUCUACUCCCUCCUCCCUCAAACAUUUUUCUCACUGCCUUAAAUACAUCUUGUACUAUUCGCUCCAAUCGCCCUUUGUGGUAGCGAGUUCCACAUUCUUACCACUGUUUUGGCGGGGGGGUGGGGUGGUGGGGGGGCAGCUAAGAAGUUUCUCCUGAAUUUCCUGUUGGAUUUCUUGCAGACUCUUAUAUUGAUGGCCUCU